Molecule: messenger RNA, 1448 nt
Organism: Impatiens glandulifera
Lineage: Eukaryota; Viridiplantae; Streptophyta; Magnoliopsida; Ericales; Balsaminaceae
Exons: 9
Coding region: 51-1274 (407 amino acids)
Source: RefSeq, a predicted model, not a curated record
GACACUACUAUCAUCUCUCCCAUUGGAGUCGGACGAAGAAGACGACAUAAAUGGCGAACUGUACGUCUCUGUUAUUUCACUUUCCAAUCAAAUCGUCUCCUUCAAUCCCUCCUCAAUUCGAAUCGCUGAACUUGCCAUACCUAUUGAAGAGGAAUCGCAGAGACCAGUUCUGCCGUGGUCGAGGGUUUGGUCCUCCAUCCUCAAUUCGAAUCAACCCAGUUGUGGCAGCCACUUCAUAUUCUCAAACCGGGCCUUAUGUGGGGAAAACAAACAGCAAACUUUACGAAAGAACAGAUUCCUGCCUCAUAUUUCCUCCCCCAAGAGGUAAGAAGCCGCGAGCAAUAAUCAAAUUCCUCGGUGGUGCCUUCAUCGGAAAAGUUCCUGAAGUUACUUACGGUUAUUUACUUCAGCUUCUGGCAAGAGAAGGCUAUAUCAUUAUAUGCGUACCAUAUAAUGUCACAUUUGAUCAUGCUCAGGCUACUCAAGAAAUUUAUGACAGAUUUAAUGCAUGUAUUGAUAAACUUCGGUCAUCUGGAUUGCCCAGUGCUAAUCUAACAUCUGCUGAACUUGCUAAUCUUCCACUAUAUUCUGUUGGACACAGUAAUGGUGCACUUCUUCAAGUACUCACAGGAAGUUACUUCUGUGACGCCAUACCCAAGGCUAAUGUGAUAAUAUCAUACAACAACAGGCCAGCAACAGAGGCAGUACCAUACUUUGAGCAGCUAGGUCCUCUAGUUAGUCAGAUGAUGCCCAUGAUCGAAGAAUCCCCAAUUUAUUCCAUGGCAAGAAGUGCCUCAGAUAUAUUGAAAGGGUUAUUGGAUAUGACUGGAGAGAUGUUGCCAGAUUAUGACCCAGAUGCCCGGAUUUCUGCUAGGAACUUUGUCGAUCAAUUGCCCUUGGUGUUUAAUCAGGUAACGACGGGUAUAUCUGAGUUCAAACCAACACCUUCAGAAAACCGCAGUUUUUGCAGAGAAUCAUACAAUGUUCAACACACAUUGUUGGUUAAGUUCAAUUUGGACACAAUUGACGAGACAGAUCUUCUUGAAGAAACAUUGAAGCCUCGGGUGGAAUCCAUCAGUGGGACUUUAAAUAAAGUCGUCUUGACUGGUAACCAUGUCACGCCUUGCGUACAGGAACCUCAGUGGCAAGUUGGUAAUAUGUACACACCUGGGGAUGCUAUUCGUCAAGGGGUGGAGAGUGUAUUGUUGAAUGACAUAAGAGUUCUUUCCAAGACUAUCUCUAGUUGGUUUAGCAGUUUUGAUGAUCAAAAUUAAGGCCAAUUACACAUUUGCUUGAAAAUUUUCAAGAAUAUGAUGACUAUUGACUACACUCAGCCCUAAAUCGAGCUGAACAAUAGGUAAGAGCUAGAGCAAAUGACACUUCUAAGGAGGUUAUGUAUAGACAAAAUGAUUGCAACUUGAACAGAAAAGUGACCCACCAUUCUUCAA